AUGGGAAUUACAGAGUAAGAUUUAAUACCUCUGAAAAAAAUUAAAAUUCCACCAGAAUACGAAAAAGAUUCUCAAUUUUAUUAGGAAACCAUUAUCAAAUAAUACGAAAAAAGAAGGUAAAGAUUACUUAUGGAAUAUCAUGAGUUGCUAAAUAAAAAAUCAGAAGAAAUUCAAAGUCAUCCAAAAUCAUUACCGCCUGAAGAAACAUAUGAAGAGAACUCUUUUUCCAAAAUAAAUGAUAAAUUAAUGAAAUAAAAGAAAUUUUAACAAGAUUUUCGAGAAUAAUAAUUGAUUUAAUAUUCAUAGAAAGAAUAAUUAAUAGAAACAAGAAGAAAACAAAUUAGUAGUGAAAGGGAAUCGCGUGAAUAUUAAAAAGAAGUCUUAUAGACUUCGAGAAUAGAAUAAGUUUAAAAAAAUAGGGAUAUUUUAUAAAAACUAACAACAGAUAAGCAUAUAAAAAAAAAAAUGAGUUACGAUGCUAAGAUAUAAAAAUGGGAACUCUUAAAAUAAGCUUAAUAUUAAAUCCCUAGAAGUACUAGAGUAGAUGAAACAUUGGCUAGAUAUUAAAAAUGUUUAGAGGAGAAAAAGCAAUAGGAUUUAUAGAGAUUAAAAAGGUUAGAGGAGAGUCUUGAAAAGGCUCGCUCCAAAAAAUCAUAAAAUAUUAUUGAGAUUAAAAGAAGAGGAUUAUUAGAAUAACUCAGAAUUGAAGAAGCCUUAUUCAAUAGAGAGAGAAGUUAUUAAACAAAAAAAACCAAUUAGGUAUAAAAAGCAAAAUAAAAAACUGUCCCAAUAAGACCAAUCAUUAAUGAAUUACCUAAGUAAAUAUCCUAUUCUUAACCGAAAUUCUUAUGCUCAAAAAAACAAAAAAAGUUAAAUUCUGAAACAAUCUCACAUUUCUCAUAAGAAAUUAUAUAACUUAUAGAUAUAAUCAAUAUUCACGAUAUUGAGGAAAAACUAUUACAUGUUUUUGCAACACAAGAUAAAAUUUAAAGAGAAUUAUUUUAUAAAACUAAUUAUUUAUCUUUAUAUCAAUGA
This is a messenger RNA of Paramecium sonneborni, 1035 nucleotides long. The record is from the annotation of a GenBank genome assembly. Lineage: Eukaryota; Ciliophora; Oligohymenophorea; Peniculida; Parameciidae.